Messenger RNA from Penicillium oxalicum, 1404 nucleotides. RefSeq lists its product as uncharacterized. Gene Ontology annotation, molecular function: D-serine ammonia-lyase activity. The coding region runs from base 1 to 1404 and encodes 467 amino acids. Gene Ontology annotation, biological process: D-serine catabolic process. The transcript has 2 exons. The record is from RefSeq and is a predicted model, not a curated record. NCBI's taxonomy places the organism in Eukaryota, Fungi, Ascomycota, Eurotiomycetes, Eurotiales, Aspergillaceae.
AUGGAGUCUCUGAGUUUACCAUCAGAAGAGCAGCUUCGGCAGCGUUGGGUCGGCACGGAUGUCGCCAAUAUCCCGAAGCCUGCUGCUGUGCUCGACAGAGCUGUCAUCCGCCGGCACUGUGCUCAAAUGAAGCACACUGUCCAGACCUUGGGCGUCGGCUUCAGAGCACACGUCAAGACACAUAAGACUCUUCAAAUUGCCGAGAUGCAGAUGGACAACGGUGACCCAGAGCCCAAAUUCAUUGCAUCAACACUCCUCGAGAUUGAAACACUCUCUCCACUACUCAAGUCUCUCACAAGUGCCAAAGUCCCAGUGAACAUCCUGUAUGGUAUUCCCCUCGUGCCAUCACACGUCGGGCGACUUGCCACCCUGGCAGCCGAUAUCGGGGAAGGCAGCAUCUCCGUGAUGAUUGACCAUCCCGACCAAGUGCCCUAUCUGAAAGAAUUCCAUCAAACGGCGGGCUUCGCCGCACGAGUCUUCCUCAAAAUCGACACCGGGUAUCACCGUGCCGGUCUCCCGCCCGUCUCGCUGAACAAGAAUGGACUUUUGGAGAAACUCGCUCACGCCGAGGCAGAAGGCUGGGCCCACCUGCUGGGCUUAUACUCACACAGCAGUUUGAGCUACAGCGCCCAAUCUACCGCCGAAGCGAUGGACCAUCUUCUUGCUGAGAUCCACGGAUGCAAAGAGGCGCUGAAUCGCUGGUUGUCCCUCCUCCCUCGAGAUCGGGACCUGAUUAUUAGUGUGGGAGCGACGCCACAAAUCUCGUCUUCGCACAGUUUGGCCCGAGACAUCGGCAGCGAUGGUCCCAUGGGAAAAGAGGCUGAGAAGCUGAGAGCUCUACUGCGGAACCCUGGUUCGGAUAACAAGGAUGCCAGGGUGAAAAUUGAGCUUCACGCAGGCAAUUAUCCCAUUCUGGAUAUGCAGCAGGUAUCGACGAAUGCGCGGGAUGGAACCGGCAGGUUCGAAGACGAGAUUGCCAUGACCGUCGUCGCUGAAGUGUGCAGUGUAUAUAAUGAUGGGGAGCGCGAGAAUGCCGAGGCACUUAUUGAUGCGGGGACGCUGGCUUUGGGCCGCGAGCCUUGCGCCAAUUAUCCGGGCUGGGGCGUGCUUUCGUCAUGGCGAGUUGAAGCGGCAUCUACCUCGUCACGAAUGAUGGUUGAUCGAAUCAGUCAGGAACAUGGCGUUGUCGCUUGGGAAGCCGACAGGAAGCGGAAGGUACCGCUCAGUGUGGGACAAGUCGUCAAAGUGUUUCCGAAUCAUGCCUGUGUCGCGGCGGCUUUCUUCGGGUGGUAUUUCGUCGUGGAUUCCGACCAGGAUCAGGAUGGAUCGCGCGUGGUGGACAUUUGGGUGCGAGGGCGAGGCUCGAGUGUGUCGGAUCCAUUCUUGAUGACGCGUUUUCAGUGA